GGGAAUCCGACGUACAGCAACGUCACCCACAGGCCAUAGUCCACAGUCUACCUGACGUACUUUUGUGCGUAAAUGGCGUUGACGUUAGAGUCUUCUGCCCAUUUAUAAACCCCCCACCCCAUCUGCCUCAUCAUCAAAAACCAGUCUCUCAUUUGAUCCAAUCUCUUCAACUACUAGCACCAUCAUAAUCAUAUAUAUGUAAUUGUAACCAUAUAUAUAAUCUAUGCAAGAAGCAAUCCCUUAUAAAUCAUACAUGGCCUCCACCGCCACCGGCAGCCGCUCCCCGCUUCGUAACUUUUUUGAUGGUUCCAAUGGUACUGAAAAUAGUGUAACGAAAUUGGUUGUGGAGAAAGCGGUCAUAGUUUUUGGUAGACGUGGUUGCUGCAUGUGCCAGGUUGUGAAUAAGUUGCUACUAGGGCUUGGGGUGAAUCCGGCAGUUUGCGAAGUGGAGGAAGAGAUGGAAGACGCUGUGCUCAAUGAAUUGUCAAUAAUCAAUGGUGAGAGAGGUGGGAUUCAGUUCCCAGCUGUUUUCGUUGGAGGGAAGUUGUUUGGGGGAUUGGAUAGGGUUAUGUCUACUCAUAUUUCAGGUGAAUUGGUGCCUAUUUUGAAAGAUGCUGGGGCUUUAUGGCUAUGACUUGUAAACCUGUUUCAUGUCUUGCUUCUUCUUCUUCUGGGCUUCAGUUCAGGACUUGCAGAUCGGUUUUACUUUACGGUUAGAAUAGUUUGUCAUAUAAAACUUCUUUCAAAUGAACUGAAAUCGAAUGUAAGAUCUAUGCCAAGUUCUUUUUCUUUUGAAAAAUUAGUGAGAAGAUAAGAGUAAAACUGUAGUUUUUUUUUUUUUUUUUCAUUUUUAAUCUCUGUUAAUUUGAAGCUGAAGGCUUGAAUCAUGGAUAUGGAUUCCACACGCUAAACCUGGAUUAGGGUGUUCUUUAAAAUUCAAGAAAUCAACCAAUAACAAGUAAAAUCAAACAAUUCAACUACCAUAAGUUUGUCAAAGUAUGCAAAAU
Durio zibethinus is the source of this 1007-nucleotide messenger RNA. The record is from RefSeq and is a predicted model, not a curated record. Lineage: Eukaryota; Viridiplantae; Streptophyta; Magnoliopsida; Malvales; Malvaceae.